Molecule: messenger RNA, 156 nt
Organism: Sphaeroforma arctica JP610
Lineage: Eukaryota; Ichthyosporea; Ichthyophonida
Exons: 1
Source: RefSeq, a predicted model, not a curated record
AUGGUGGCUGCAACCCUCAAUUCCAAGAAGUACGUAGUAGACGCCUUCCAGGGCAUUAAGUACAAGACUAGCAAGGAAGUGGAGAAGGAGGGAGAUGUAUCGACCACUUUGCACCAGACCACACUUUCCGAUCCAAAUCGUCAGAAAUUUGAAGCG